Messenger RNA from Phanerochaete carnosa HHB-10118-sp, 4166 nucleotides. RefSeq lists its product as uncharacterized. NCBI's taxonomy places the organism in Eukaryota, Fungi, Basidiomycota, Agaricomycetes, Polyporales, Phanerochaetaceae. The coding region runs from base 1251 to 4166 and encodes 971 amino acids. The record is from RefSeq and is a predicted model, not a curated record. Gene Ontology annotation, biological process: cell surface receptor signaling pathway. The transcript has 7 exons. Gene Ontology annotation, molecular function: protein binding.
GUCCUGUCCCACCACCACCACACACAGCGCGAAGGACGUUGCUCAACGAGUCGCGCUCCUCACCUCCCUAGUCCUCGCCGCCGCUGUAGCCAGUCGAUGCUUCCUACUGCCGCCAUGCGGGCGUGAGCGGUCACCACGUCGAGCUUAAUCCCGCAUGGACGAGACGCUGCACACUCCGGUAUGGGCCAAGCUUUCACGAAAAUACACUUCAGCGCGCGAUAGGCCCUCCAAGAGCAGGAGCCGGAUCAUCUGUCGGACCUUCUGCCACUUACCGCUGCGACCAGGCCGAUAAACUGUUACACUCAACGGCCCCACACACUUAUCGAGGCCCCACCUUCCUACUGGACUCCCUUGGGCUCUCAUACCAAUAAUUCUGGAUGCACCCUGCGAGCUGGCUUCUUCCUAUGACCCGCUCCCACAUGCUCUCGGACCUCUCUCUACUUCCCCCUCCGACGCUCACGCCCGUACACUGCCAACACGAAAAGGAGCCUAUCUCAUCAGCUUUCACGCAAGCUUUGCGCUCGACUAGGCUCGUCCUGCUAGACUACAAGACUGCUGGCCUCGUGAACGUACAAGCGAUCGCAUUCCUCCUGCCGGCAUUCGCUACAAAGCCCUCGAGCAGGUCCUCAAGUGGUACCAAGGCCCUACCGAUCACACCAGCUCGGGCUGCGAGCAGCACCGCGGCGUCAAGCACUUCCACUAGCAUCUUCUCCACCGCCGCUCUCACGACGUCUGGCCCCGAACGACUGUACAGUACCCGAAUACUGUAGGCAUGCCGCUGCUGGUGCUUGCUGGCGAAAAUGAGCGGCGACUCCUUCCUCGUACAGACACAUUCCUUUACCUGUUGCGCCAUUGCCGUAUGCUUGGGGCGCACAGACGACGGCUACCCGCAUCUCUGAGCUGUUUAGCCACCGUCUUUACCCUUGCUUUGGACGUUGGUACUGCGGUCUCGAAAUGCAUCGUCAAUGCUGUUCGCUGAGACUUGCCUAUGUCAGUGAUGCUGCUGGACAUGUGCGACUGACCUAUGACAUACAUUUUCGUGACCCUCUACAGUUUGUCAUGCUUAGCGUUAGUUCGUAAGGUAGGCGAAAGGAUGAACAUCGACUCGAUAAGUGCCUGGGGAGAUUGCCGAUAAGUGCGACAAGGUUAAGUGGGCCAUGUUCGCACGCGUAGCAUGCUCGGCGUAGGUGCUUUUACACGUACUCGACCUCGGACGACGACGACGACGCCGCCUCCCAAGCAGACGCAGGAUGGACUUGAACACCAGCAAUAAAGGAUCGGAGGAUAACGAGAAUAUUCAGGCACUUCUCGAUGGCGUGGUGCUUGCCCUCAACAUCGCCAAGGACGCAAGCGCAGCGUUUCCACCGCUUCAGUCCGCUGUCGGGGGAGUAGUAGGCAUUGUCGGUGUUGUGAAGAAAAUGCGAGCGAAUGCCGAGCAGAUCAAGCUUUUCGAGAAAUAUGUCACUCAGCUCUCCACCACUCUCCAACACCCUAUCUUCAAGGACAGGGGAAAUUGCCCCGAAGACCUACGUCGGCGCAUUGAUAUCCUCGUGGGGCAGCUGAGCGAGGUGGCGAAGGAGGUUCGCAAGCUCAACUUUCGAUCCAAAUUCUCCCGACUUCUCAGCUCAGACUCGCAUGCCGGAACAAUAGACGACUGCAUCAGGCAGAUGUCAUGGGCCAUUAACAACUUCCUUGUUGGAGGAGCGAUGAAUAUCGAGCUUGCCGUUAGUAAAUUGUCCGUGACAGUGGAGAAGGGCUUCGACAGGGUGACCGAUGAAAUCCGGGGACUGGGCAGUCAAAUCGCGGCUGGCAGCUGUAAGCGUUCUUGCUUCAUGUUUGAUGGCAUAGCCCAAUUUAGUCCUAUAGCUAGUCCUAUCCCUCGAUACGUUGAUGCCGCCCGCUUCGACUACCCUAGCCAACGCUCCGUCUGCGAAGGUCAAACGCGAUCAGAGACUCUGAACACCGUCUACCAGUGGUUCCUUCCGGAUCAGGCAGGACUACGGAUGCCUGAGGUCGUUCUGCAGCUGCCGAGAGCAGAUGCACGGGUGUUCUUGCUCAGCGGCGUGGCCGGUAGCGGCAAGUCGACCAUCGCACAGACUGUGGCGCAGUGGUGCUCAGAACGCGGGUAUCUCGGCGCAAGCUUCUUCUGUUCUAGGGACAACCGAGAAUGCAGUGAUUUCCAGAUGAUAUUCCCUACGAUCGCCUACCAGCUUGGUCUGUUUUUUCCCGAGUUCCAGCACAAGAUCGUGGAGGUCAUGAAGCGGGAGCCUCACAUCCAGACAACUCUCGUCUCCCAUCAGCUCAAGCGUCUGAUUGUCGAUCCUCUGCGAAAGUUGCCGACAUUCCCACCCUGCGUAGUUGUCAUUGACGCAUUGGACGAGUGCAAGGACGAUCAUGCAACAUCUCUCAUUGUCCGCGCGCUGUCCGAGCAUGUCUCCAGCCUGCUUCCCUUGAAGAUUCUCCUCACAAGCCGCCCUACACCAAACAUUACCUAUGGCUUCCGCUCCACCGGCCUGCUCAACACCACCCAACACAUCAUUCUUCACGAGGUGCCGCCGAACACCACCGAGCGCGACAUUGGCAUCUUCCUGCAAAAGAGGAUGGCCGAUAUCCGGGAGAGAUAUGGUUUGGGCAGGUCGUGGCCUUCGGCGAAACAGGUGGCACGACUAGUCAAGCUCUCGGAUAAGCUGUUCAUAUAUGCCGCUACCGUCAUACGCUAUAUUGAGGAUACCAGUGCCAGUGACCCAGAUGGUCGUCUUCGAUUACUACUCGAGGGUCAAGGGAUGUUGUCCGCAGGUGCGGCAAUUCCCUUCCACCAGCUGGACAACCUGUACCUCCAGGUUCUGAAGAGUGCGCACCCAGACACUACUCGAGAGCUCAAGUUGCGAUUGAAGAUCACCCUGGGCACGCUCGUCCUCAUCCGCGAUCGUUUGUCGCUAAAUGCGAUUGACAAGCUCAUGCUCCUCGAACAUGGAGCGGCUCGGACUACGCUGACUCACCUCCAGUCGAUCGUCGUGAUUCCCGACGAUGACAAUGCUGUCAUCAGCCUCAUCCACCACUCAUUCCAGGACUUUCUCACUGACGCCACUCGAUGUCACGACCCCGAUCUGUUGGUCAACCCGGCACUCCAGCAUAGGUUUAUCGCCCAGCGGUGCCUCGAGACCAUGAUCGGCGGACUGCGGACGGACAUUUGCAACAUUGGGCGGAUCAUGCCGAACUCGGAAGUGCCUGGACUUCCGGAGCUUGUGGCGGAGCACAUUCCUCCGUCCCUGCAAUACUCCUGUUUUCAUUGGACACACCAUAUGUUCCGUGGCGAAGUUGACAACGAGCUGUUCGACUUACUGAUCAAGUUCGGCUCGAGCUACUUGCUGAACUGGCUGGAGGUUCUGAGCCUCCUUGGGGAAUUAGGCGGUGCAGUUUCAGCACUGCAGACACUUCGCAAAAGGUUACUGGAGUUACCCCUCCCACGCUCCGACGUCGUCGUAUUGUUGUAUGAUUGCCAGCGAGCCAUACAGCAGUCAUUCCCAGGCCUCAGUGUUUCUUGUCUCCAAGCAUAUUCUGGCCUCAUCCCUUUCUGUCCUACAUCCAGCAAGCUCCGAGAGCAUUACGCCAGGGCAGGACAAGGAAUUGGACUUCCAAGGGUGCUCAGUGGACUCUCGCAGCAAUGGGACACAUGUACUCUCACUAUCGAAGGCCAUUCGAGCUCAGUAAUCGCAGUGUGUUUCUCAGCUGACGGACACCGCAUUGUCUCGGCAUCUGCGGACAAGACAGUCAGGCUGUGGGAUGCCAUCACAGGCUCUCAUCUACACACUCUAGAAGGACACAACGGCCCAGUCAGAUGUAUAUCGUUCUCACCCGAUAACAAAUAUAUUGCUUCAGGCUCCGAAGACGAGACCAUCAUCAUUUGGGAUGCCAUUACUGGCGGACACCUUCGCACUCUCAAUAAUCACACUGACGAGGUCAGCACCGUAGACUUCCCUCUGGAUGGGGACAUCGCCGUCUUUGCCUCUGGCUCCAACGACCACUCGAUACGGAUUUGGGACGUUAACAGCGAGUUUGGCUCGUACAUCAAGCUGUCUCCCGCACACGAAUCAUUCGUCAAGAGUGUCAGUUUUUCCCGAUCUGGAAGACUCCUGGUUGUGGGCGCGCCAUACGCACGCUCGUAA